CUCACAACACUGUAAUUUAGUCCCGCUUUCUUUUCAUCUUUUAAUACCCCCACUGUAUUUAUACUUCACUGAAAAAAUUCUCCAAGAAAUUAAUUAUCAGUUUAACAUCCUUAAUCCCCUCUUUGUAUCUGUUUAAAGUCAGUCAAAGUAAAUUAAUGGAUUCUUUGUUGAAAACUUUGUUUUUGGUCAUGUUUUGUUUGUUGGCUCCAUUGGUUACUAGUGACUUGGAUUUUGUCGAUCAGUCAGAAUUGUUGAACGUUCCCGUUUCGCAUUUUUCUUAUUCUGUGAGGUCUACUAUGGACACUGUUCAUCAGGUGAUCUCCACGUUGUCGAAUUUCACAGACAAAUUGGAUGGAUUUCGACUCUCUAAUGCUCUUUCAGACUGUCAGGAUCUAUUGGACCUUUCAGUUGAUGAAUUAAAUUGGACUAUGUUGGCUUCUCAGGAAUCAGAUGGUAAAAAUAAUAGCUCUGAAAAUUUACUUGCUGACAUGAGGGCAUGGUUGAGCGGAGUAUUGAUAAAUCAAAACACUUGCCAAGAAGGUUUUGAUGGUACAAAUAGCACUGUCGAGAGUUUUGCUGGCAACGGACUAAACAAAAUCACAUCAUCUGUCGACGACAUUCUUUCCAUGGUACGAACAACCCCAGACGGCACUGCUGAUGGUAGUGGAGGCGGUUCUGGUGGCAGGAACGUUAGGAGAAACGACAAAUUUCCAGAUUGGCUGAAAUCCUAUGAUGGGAAACUCCUCGAAGGUGGCAACUACACGAUAGUAGAUGCGGUGGUGGCGGCUGAUGGCACGGGGAAUUUUACUAGGAUCAUGGAUGCUGUCUCUACAGCCCCAGAUUGCAGUACACGACGAUAUGUGAUAUACGUAAAACGCGGUAUUUAUGAAGAGUAUGUAGAGAUCGGCAAGAAGAAGUGGAAUAUAAUGAUGAUUGGAGAUGGCAUGGAUGUUACGAUUGUUUCCGGUAAUAGGAGCUAUGUGGGUGGCUGGACCUCGUACGGUAGUGCAACUUUUGGAGUUAAGGGCAGAGGAUUCCUUGCACGGAAUAUGACAUUUGAGAAUACGGCAGGCCCCCUUAUGCACCAAGCAGUUGCUUUUCGAUCUGAUUCCGAAUUUUCAGUUGUGUACCACUGCGCCAUUAGGGGAUACCAAGAUACAUUGUAUGUACACUCUUUGCGCCAGUUCUACAAGGAAUGCCGAAUUACUGGCACAGUUGAUUUUAUUUUUGGCCGUGGUACUGCUGUCUUCCAAAAUUGCCAAAUUCUAGCCCGAGAAGGGCUUCCGAAUCAAAAGAACACCAUCACAGCACAUGGGCGUGAGCUUUCGACUGAUUCUUCCGGCUUUUCCAUACAAUAUUGUGACAUUUCAGCAGAAUCGGACGUCACCAUCCCAACAUAUCUAGGUCGUCCAUGGAAAAACUUUUCGCGUACGGUUAUUAUGAGAUCGAACAUUAGCAGUGCCAUUAGGCCUGAGGGAUGGCUUGAAUGGAAUGGAAGUUUGUACCUAGAUACUCUAUUCUAUGCAGAAUACAGGAACUAUGGACCCGGGGGAGAAUUGGGAGGCCGAGUGAAAUGGCCCGGUUACCAUAUACUUAAUGGCUCGGACCAAGUGAAGCAGUUUACAGUGGAUGAAUUCAUUGCAGGAAAUACAUGGUUGCCUUCCACAGGAAUCGGGUACACGGCUGGCUUGGAAAUUUGAGAUGAAACUUUUUUUGAGAUAGUUUGUUUUGUUCCAAGGUCGAAACAAUGGAAAGGUAGAUUUAAUAAUGAGCUGAAAGGAAAAAAAAAACUAUUUUGU
Molecule: messenger RNA, 1799 nt
Organism: Olea europaea var. sylvestris
Lineage: Eukaryota; Viridiplantae; Streptophyta; Magnoliopsida; Lamiales; Oleaceae
Product: pectinesterase/pectinesterase inhibitor PPE8B-like
Exons: 3
Coding region: 156-1700 (514 amino acids)
Biological process (GO): cell wall modification
Molecular function (GO): pectinesterase inhibitor activity; pectinesterase activity
Source: RefSeq, a predicted model, not a curated record